Messenger RNA from Schistosoma guineensis, 3879 nucleotides. The record is from the annotation of a GenBank genome assembly. Lineage: Eukaryota; Metazoa; Platyhelminthes; Trematoda; Strigeidida; Schistosomatidae.
AUGGGUGGCAUAGAAGCGCCACUUCCGACAGAUGUGUUGCUUCCAGGGCUAUUUAUCUCAGAAUUGUUUGUUUCCCGAUCGUCUGGUCACUGUCCCUUUUGUAUAUUUAUACAUAUGGAUCAAUCAAUUAAACUGAAUCACUGUUGUUCUCCCUCAUCGAUGCAAAACAAGCUAAUCAAUGGAGUUCAAAUGAAAGCAAAUCGUAUAGUAGAUUGUGAUUAUUGUCAUUUACCUUGUAUCAUUCAAAAACAUGAUAAAUCUCUAGACAUCGCUUCACUAAAUUCUACCAAAGAACCAUGUUCAAUAAGAAAUUCAAUUUAUGUACCUGAAAAUCGACAAACUAUUAUGGGAUCAUUUUGUCGACAAAUAACCUCGUCCAUUAUUCCUCAUUCAGACCCGAUUUUAACUUAUUGUAAACCAACAGAUUUAAAUUUGACUUCAAAUAAUAAUUAUAUUGCAUCAAUGCCAUCGAUGUUUCAACCGUUACCUUUUUUACUACAAUCGACUUCGUCUUCAGUGAUACCAGUUUCAUCGUCAUCAACCUUAUCGUCCAGUUUAUCAUCUUUUCAUAGUCCGUAUAAUUUAUCAUCGUCUGUUUAUCCAUCCGUACCAUUUUCUAACCAUCUAUGUCCUUCAUACUGUUCUUUCUCAUCUCAUAGUUUAAAACCUAUUCCAAGCGUUAAACCUUAUUUAUCCUCUAAUCAUACAUAUUUAGAGUCAUCUAGGAUUAUACUGGAUAAUGUCAAUAGUAAAUCAUUUAAUCAAACGACAACAUUCAAUGCCCCCAGUACGACAAUAACAACUGCGACUAUGAGUGCCGCUGCUAUAAUUACAAAUACAACAGAAGAUUGUGCUUAUCAUCAAUCCGAGCAAUUAAAUUCAACUAUAUUACAUCAUGCAUCCAGUGAUAGUUUAUCUAAUCAAGACAGUAAAUCCUCUUUCUUAUAUCCACCUGUUUUCAAUUUCUCCUCUUCUAAAAUUUCUGCCAUCGUUGAAAAUAUUAGUGAUAAUAAUAACUCCUUAACUAAUUCAGUUGCUGAUCAAUUCCCAACAUCUAGUUCAAAUAUUCCUCAAACUUGCUUAAUUCCAUCAUCAACAUCAUUGGCUUGCAUAAAUGUAUCUCAAUUAACACAAACCUCUACUGUAUCUCCAACUCAACUGCUUAGUAAUAAUACCAACGAUAAUCUAUCGAAUAACUUCGAAAAUGGUAUGCUGAUUACUAACAGUAAUAGUAAUAGCAGCGGUAGUAGUAGUAGUAGUAGUAGUAGUAGUAGUAGUACCAUUACUACUAGUUGCAUCAGUACUAUCAAUGAUGAUUUGAAUAUUGACAAAAAAUCGCCUAGUCUUAAUAUUAACAAUUCAUCUGAGUCAAAUACUUCGGAAAGCACAAAUGCUGACGAAAAACGCAACGGUCUUCCACGUUUCAAUUUACGCUAUACUAAUGUACUUCAUUAUCCAAAAUAUUCCAGUCGUAAAAAUUCAGGCUUUGAAAGACGUCUUAAACAUACUGGACUAAUUUUAGAUGCAAAGUUAACUUUACGUUUAUUAAGAAAAUUCUUACAACCAUUCGUUAAUCGUGACUUUGAUCAGCUUAUGAAAAAGUAUAUGGAUGAUUUCAUUCUACUGGCUGUGAAUAAUAUUCGUGAUGUAUUAGGUGAACAAUCUGUGUCUGAAAGUGAUUUGACUAAAUUUCGUCAAAGUUUAAUCCAUCGGGCCGUCAUACGUUAUUUCCCUGAACGUCCUCAGAGGGAUUUUAUCAAUCACCAGGGAACUAGAAGUAAUCCUUCCCCAAAAACUGGGGAUAACAAACCCGAAAAGCAAAGUAUUCAGAAAUCAGAUUUGAUUAUGCAGUCAAAAAUAAAUUCAUUUAGUGCUUUUCCUUCGAAAUGGGCAGAUUCGAAACUACAUUCACGUAUUCCAACUCCUGAUUCAUUAGAGUCAUCCAUGUCUUUUAAUAACUCUCCUCAACUUUCACCGAUACCUAACUCAGAUCCGAUCAGUUUCGAUAAAUCUUUUUUAUCUACUAAUGGUAUUCCAAAUCCAACUGUUGACAAAACCUUUCAAACUGUAUAUUCACCUCUACACAAUCCAGUGGCCGGAGAUAAUGAAUCACAUUAUAGUUUAAGAAAUAUCUCUAAUAAUUCAUCACUUAGAAAUGUACGUAAAAGAUUGCAUCCAUCCAAUCGUUUAAAAAUUUCCCCGAUUUCUUAUGAUACAUCAACGUCUGACAAUAGUAAUAAUCUUUUAAUUAAUACUGAAUCAUUCACCGCCGCAGACUGUGAUAUUAAUAACUUACAAGAAAAAUGUACCAGUUUACCAUUGUCUUCUCAUUCACCGUCAUCAGCUUCAUCAAGUUCUACGGUUGGAUUUUUCCGUGAUCCAUUUAGUUCAGAUAGUGAAGGGACAUUAAUUGACUCAUCAAAUAUCAAGUUAUCGGGACAAAGUAAUAAUACACAGAUCAAUAGAUCAUCAACUUAUGGAUUUCAUUAUUCACCUGGUUUAUCAUCAACUAUAAAAAAUAAUUCCAAUGUUCCAAUUCAUAGACUAAAAUCAAAAUCAUCAAGAGGCCGUAAAACUCCAUGGUGGGAUAGAACUCGCGGAAAAAAAUCCAAAUCCAAAGUUACUAAUAUUAGUAGCAACACUCAAUACGAUAAACAUAAUGAAAAUUUAACAGAUGAGAAGAAUUCACUAGUUGAAAAUGAUUAUCGACAAUUUAUCAACACACUGUCCAAUCAGUCCGUUACUUCAUCUGUAAUUCAUGCUAGCAACAAUAUCACUAAUGAUCUCCUGCAUAAUUCUAAUCAAAACAUCCACAAUAAUCAUAGUAAUGCACGUAAAAACACGUCUUCACGUCUAUCUAGAAAAAAGCGCACUGCAAUAAAAAGCACUGUGAAUAAUUUUACCACCAAAAAUAGCAAUGUAACAAAGUUCACAUUUGAUCAAAAUACGCAUUUCGCGCUGGGCUCAUCAGCAAAUACAUGGCUUGGUAUGGGUACUGCACGUGGUCGUAUUUACAGUAAACAUCCAGAAUUAUUUCGUUAUAUUUGUGAUAAUGAAGAUAAAGCAUGGCUUGUUCAAACUGGUCUCAUUAUUAGUCAUGGCGUCAAAGCAUAUUUAGUUCAUGCUGAACAAGUACAUCAAAUUGCUACACAACAAAUUAAUUCACAUUCAUCAAAAGCUGAUAUAGAAAAACUAAAAACCUUUAAACUACCUUAUUGGUUUCUACAAAAAGUUAAAACUGUCGCAUCACGUCAUUCAUUUUUCGUUCAUGUUAUAUCAACUGAAGAAGAGUUCACGAAGAACGAAAUAGAAAAAAAUAAACAGAAUAAUUCUUCAUCAGUUGAUGGACCAUUUCCUUCUUUUAUACAAUCGUCAUCUUCGUCUAUAUCCCGACCAAAUAUUAGUCAAUCCAAAUCGAACAAUUCAAUCUCUUUGUCGAAUCCAAUGGAAAUCAAUCAUUGUACUAGUCAUAAUAUUAUUACUAAUGUACCAUCAUCUAGAAAAAUCCUAAAUUCCCCAGUUAUAGUACCCUCAUCAUCACCAUCGUCAUUGUCGUUGGCUUCUUCUUCAUCUGUCACAUCUAAAUAUUCUUUGGCUGCAUCAUCAUCGGUGCAGGAGUAUCAUGACACGGACAAUAAUCAAAACAGUAAUAAUAAUAAUAAUAAUAAUAAUAAUAAUAAUAAUAAUAAUAAUAAUAAUAAUGUUCUAUUAAACCGUAAUUACACCAAGUCAAAUUGGAAAUCAACCAAUUCUUACUCAAAAACUAUGUCUAUCGACAACACUGAUCAGAAUAAUAAUAAUUUAGUAAAUACAAUUCAGUCACUUCCUAGUCCCAACCCACCAACAUUGGAACGUUUUGAUUAUACUACUAAUAGAUAA